AUGCGAUAUGCUAUGACCGGAAAUCGGCCAAGAUUUCUUAAGGCAAUUUCCGUGUUUUUUGCUGAAAUUCUUAAAUUCACAGCCAGUGUUAUAUUAGUCUGCUUACAAGAGCGAAGUAUUAGAAAAGGUUUAACUCAAAUCUAUGAUCAAUUCGUAAAUCACUGGCGAGAUGCCUUAAAAGUGCUAGUACCAGCUGUCAUCUAUACAAUCCAAAACUUCCUUUUAUAUGUUGCUGUUGAGAAUCUACCUGCAGCUACUUAUAUGGUAACUUAUCAAUUAAAAAUUCUGACUACUGCCGUUUUCACAGUGUUAGUGCUGCAUCGGAAAUUGUCCAUUCAACAAUGGAUCUCAUUGUUCUUCCUGUUUGGUGGUGUGGCCAUUGUGCAAUAUGAUCAAAAGAUGUCGAACGAUCGCGAAAAAGCGGAGCGAUUAGCUGCAAUGGCUAGUGCUGCCACCGAUAUUCCUACAACUGCGAUGCCGACGAUCGAAGAUGCUUUCACGAAGCUUAUGGUGAGCGCAAGCUCUUAAUA
Molecule: messenger RNA, 530 nt
Organism: Strongylus vulgaris
Lineage: Eukaryota; Metazoa; Nematoda; Chromadorea; Rhabditida; Strongylidae
Source: the annotation of a GenBank genome assembly